GCAGAUCACCAAAGUUAACCAACUCAUCCAACUUCCCAAACGAACCAGUCCUAUAAAAUCCUCAUCAACACAAAUCCAAAACAACACAACUCAAGCACCCAAAUACAAACAACACAAACCGGCAAUUCAGCAUCCAAUCCAAGACCUCAAAGCUCGCAUUACCGAAGCUAGGAUAGAAAUGGCGGCAGGAGCAGCAUCAAGAGCAGGCGCGUCGGCCGUGGCAUGGCUCCUGGCGGCCGCCGUGGUGGCGGCGCUGGUGGCCUCGGCGUCGGCGCAGUCGUCCGGGUGCACGACCACGCUCAUCAGCCUGUACCCGUGCCUCAACUACAUCAGCGGCAACGUGUCGGCGCCGCCGUCCUCGUGCUGCUCGCAGCUCGCCAGCGUCGUGCAGACCAACCCGCAGUGCCUCUGCGCCGCGCUCAGCGGCGACUCCUCGUCCCUCGGCGGCGUCACCAUCGACAAGACGCGCGCGCUGGCGCUCCCCCAGGCGUGCAACGUCAAGACCCCGCCGGCGAGCAAGUGCAACUCUGCUGGCGGCGGCAGCGCUCCGGGCGCAGCGACGCCGACCACGCCGUCGUCCGGCGUACCAGCAACCGCAGGGACUGAUGCAGGAACCGGCACUGGAUCGAAGACGACGCCGACGGCGCCGUACCUUAUGUCCGGCGGUGCGUCCAUCCGGGGGACGGUGAGCCUGGUGCUAGCAUUCGCGGCUGUCGCCGUCUAUGCCAUCUCGGCCGUGUGACAAUCUUGGCUCAUUUAGUUCUGUUGCCGAUGGCGUUUGGGGAUUCAGACAUUCAGGAUGUGUUGUGUCACUGUACCGUAUUGGUUGAGCAUUGUCAAGUAUAGAGAAUUGGGCGUCGCAUUUGUAUUAUUGUUUGUAUUUGGUUGUCAAAAGAAGAAAGAAAAUUGUUCGUUUUGAGGAUUUUA
This is a messenger RNA of Sorghum bicolor (sorghum), 927 nucleotides long. RefSeq names its product non-specific lipid-transfer protein-like protein At2g13820. Bases 179 to 742 code for a protein of 187 amino acids. Lineage: Eukaryota; Viridiplantae; Streptophyta; Magnoliopsida; Poales; Poaceae. The transcript is spliced from 3 exons. Gene Ontology annotation, molecular function: lipid binding. The record is from RefSeq and is a predicted model, not a curated record. Gene Ontology annotation, biological process: lipid transport.